AUGUCCAAGGCACCGCACGGAAGCAAAGGCAUAGGCUACCGGCACAAUGACAGGAUCACACUCACCCGAACUCUACCCUUUUUGAAGCCCAAGGACAUCCGAGAGAAGGGGAAUGCUGUAUGGGUGUUGAUGGACAUUGUGAGCAUGGCAGAGUUCCUCUCAGAGCACGUCACUGGAGAUGGAAACAAGUACGGGAAGAAGCUCAUCAAGGAGCUGGUUGCAUUUCUGAAUACACGCAUUGUCAUGGGUGGAUGGAAGAAAGUGAAGGGCACGGACACCAAAAUUGCAGAUAUCUUCGAAAUCUACAAGGCUGUCACCUAUCUCAAGACGCGUUCAGGUGGCAGCUGGGAUGACGACUUUGGUGCCAAUGUUAUCACGCAAACAGAGUCCGAAAUCUGGGACCAGCUGGUUCUCUCUCGUCUAGUGUGCGCGCCAUUCAGGAACAGUGGAUGGCUUCCCUAUGCUAUCUGGGAGGCACUGGAUCCCGCAAAGCCUAAGGGGGAUAACUCCUUUUGUCUGCGCAUUGGUGUCAUUGGCAAUGACAUAGCGCUCAGUAGGAGAAUGGCUAUGCAAGGCCCUGCAGACUUGCCCUCAGAGUCUGACACUGGAGAGCAAUCACAGUCGCAGUCCCAAUCUCAGCCCCGCUCAUACAGUCCUGACUGGGACGAGCAGGCUAUGCAGAAUGACAACGAAAAUGCAUUGCAAGGCCCGGAGCUGCCGGUUUCGGAGUCGACGGUGCAGCCUCACCUUGAGCCGCAAUCCAACGUGCCUGCUGAGCCUGCACCUGUGACGCUGGCCCCUUCUUUGAAGAAGUGUUCCAUUGCUGCUGCUCCCACGUCUUCCAGGAAGAAGUCGCAUCAUGAGGACAGGAUCAUCGCUGUCAGAAAGUCUCUCAAUGUCUUCAGGGAGCACAUGACAGCAGCGUCAAACAAUGUCACUGAGGUCCUUCGUGUCACAAACAAGAACUCAAGUCCUGAGCAACGAAUGCGUGCAUUUGCACUUGCAAGGGACAAAGAAUGGCUUCCAGUAGCAGACCAGAUUUGA
Molecule: messenger RNA, 1044 nt
Organism: Mycena citricolor
Lineage: Eukaryota; Fungi; Basidiomycota; Agaricomycetes; Agaricales; Mycenaceae
Source: the annotation of a GenBank genome assembly